AGUGAGGUUAAUAUGACAACUCACGCGAACCUUUGUGUUACGCUAUAUAUGUUUGGUUGGUUUGUUGAGCUAGGAAGCUAAGCUACAAACCAGCGCUGACUUCUGCUUAGUCGGGUAACAAAGACAAAAUAAAUAGUUAAAAUUGAAACCAGAAAUCCUCAGUACACCUGAGGUGUUGCUGUAGUCGAGGUAUUGCCAUGAUAGUAUGCAAUGUGUUGGAGAGGCAUCUCGGAGUUAGCUUUAGCUGCUCAUAGAUGUUGCACUUACUGUAGCAUCCCCUCCACAGUGCAAUGAUAAACAUGACAGGUCUAGGGUCAGGCGUCAGUUCAGCUGCAAAAAAUGCACUUCGCUCACUGUAAAAUAGAUAAAUAGAUAAAAUUAAGAGCAAGAGUACACAAUAACUUUGCAUCUUUUCUGUCAUGCAUGUGAAAACGUGUGUCUUUCAUUUGCAGAGGCACUUAAUCUGUUCUCUUUUCCAGAGUGACGAUUCGGAUAUAUGGGAUGACACAGCAUUGAUAAAGGCUUAUGACAAGGCUGUUGCAUCAUUCAAGACUGCCCUUAAGGGUGAAGAUGAGCCGGAGGCCUCCAAGAAAAACCUACCCGGAAAGAAACGCAAGAACAACAAAAAGAACCAGAGCAGGAAAAGAGCGAAUGCACCUCCAGACAAAGAGUGGCAGGUUGGGGACUCGUGCAGUGCAUACUGGUCGGAGGAUGGCCAGCUCUAUGCAGCCACUAUCUCCUUCAUAGACAAGAAGAGGGGCACUUGUGUAGUUGUUUAUACAGAGUACGGCAACGAGGAGGAGCAGAACCUUGAAGACUUACUGUCGGAGAUCUCUGAAGAUGAUGAAGAAACAAAUACCAAGGUAAAGGAGGCAGAAUCAUCCACAGAGGAAAGUGACAGGUCAACCACACCAAUCCAUCACAAACAACAGCCACACAGUAAACCCCAGAAGUCCAAGGCCCACAGAGAACCUCCUCCUGUGUGGGCUCCUGGGUUUCCUCAAGGCCCACCUCCCAUGCAUGCUUUCAAACAGGGAGGAAGCAGACGAUCUGGUGCUCACGGGCCUGUACCUCCUCCCUGGCCUCCCAUGAUGCCUUUUGGUCCACCAAUGAUCCCUCCACCUCCGCCUAUGAGCCCUGACAUGGUGGAUGACGAGGCUUUGGGCAGCGUGCUCAUCUCCUGGUACAUGAGUGGAUAUCACACGGGAUACUACUUGGGGUUGAAACAAGGACGCAAAGAAGCUGCCAAUUGGACGAAACUGCACCACAAAUGAAAUGAUCAACUCAACAUUUCAUAGUUUCAGUUUCUCAAGGUGUCUCCUAGUGCAGCAGCCAUCCUUCCUGAUGUGUGUUUUUCUUGUUUCAAUGAAAUAUCAUUAACUAAGUGUACAUGCUGAGUUCAUCGAAGCUCAAGGAGGAGAGUUUUGUAUUCUUUGUAAAUAGAUUAAAUAAAGGCUAUCGGAGCACA
Messenger RNA from Anarrhichthys ocellatus (wolf-eel), 1468 nucleotides. It is a transcript of the gene smn1, whose product is annotated as survival of motor neuron 1, telomeric. Gene Ontology annotation, molecular function: RNA binding. The transcript is spliced from 7 exons. Gene Ontology annotation, cellular component: nucleus; cytoplasm. Gene Ontology annotation, biological process: mRNA processing. The record is from RefSeq and is a predicted model, not a curated record. Bases 420 to 1274 code for a protein of 284 amino acids. Lineage: Eukaryota; Metazoa; Chordata; Actinopteri; Perciformes; Anarhichadidae.